AUGGACACACCAGUUCAUCUUACUCUUCAUAAUCAUCUCUCUUUACAAAAUCAUGAAAGCUUCCAAGACUUGUUUCAUCUGUACGAACAAUUGAAAUUGAAAUUUAAAAAUCAAAUCCUCAAACGUGCAUUUUCUGGUCACUUUUUACCAUGUCCUAGCUUGGAGAUGGGAGAGUGUGUCGAUAUUGCCAUUUCAUACUCUCUUUCCUCUCUUUUAAUUUUAACACGAAAGGAAUGGUGUCAAACAAAAAUACAUGUCUUGGAUUUGCAUUCUAAAAAAUUGUUAUUUGAAAUGGAUCACUUAAUGGUGGCCAGUGCAUCAAGAUUAUGUAUUGAAGAUAAUUUUGAUGGAAAUGGAAAUGAUGCCUUGUUUUUUCAAUUCUAUUUUGGUGGAGUUUCAAAAAUUGAUUUAACCAAGACACUUGGUUCGUGUAAGAAAGGUCAAGAUCUUGAGCAGGGCCAUUAUACCAUUUGGAGAUUAAAGGAAAAUAGUCAUGAUAAAGCAGUCAAAAAGGGACGAUCAUUUAAGGAUAAUCUAGUUUUCACAUGUCAAGACAGUUGCAUCCGUGUACUGAGUUCCUUUACUGGAAUUCCAUUGCAGACCAUUCUAUUGGACUGCACAGAUGGAAAUCCAUUUGUGUCAUGUAUUGAUAUCACUCCUGAAGGUGAUUUAAUCAUUUCUGAAACUGGAAAUAAUCGAAUUCGAAUCAUGCGAGAACAGCUGACAAGUGACAAUGAACAAGCCAAAAGUGAAUGGCAAACCAUCAGAAUUAUUGGGAGAUCAUUUGGUAAAGAAGGAAAUCGUUACGGAGAGUUUUCAUCACCAGAAGAUGUUCUCUUUGAUCCUGUUGGUCAGAAUAUCAUUGUCAUUGAUUCUCGAAAUCAACGAAUUCAAGUUCUCAAUUUGUAUGGACGUUUUGUCGGUGUGAAAAACAAGUACAUGGAAUUAAUGACCACACAUUCUGUCCAUCGUUACGGAUAUUAUUUGAACACAGGAUCAACAUUGUGUUUGAAUGGUUUGACAGGAGAGUUAUUUGUUUGUCAUCGCAAUAGGGUGGAUGUGUUCAAGUGA
This is a messenger RNA of Naegleria lovaniensis, 1071 nucleotides long. RefSeq lists its product as uncharacterized. The record is from RefSeq and is a predicted model, not a curated record. Gene Ontology annotation, molecular function: protein binding. The coding region runs from base 1 to 1071 and encodes 356 amino acids. The transcript has a single exon. Lineage: Eukaryota; Heterolobosea; Eutetramitea; Acrasida; Naegleriidae.